AUUCCGUGGCGCGAAUUUGGGAACAGCUGACAGGAGAAAGGAAAAACUAAAAAGAACACAGGAGAAAGGGAGAGUUCCAGCGCCAUCAUGCAGCGGAGUAUCAUGUCAUUUUUCCAACCUACAAAGGACAGUAAAGUGAAGAAGGUUGAGAAGGAGAUCACCAACAAUGGCAAAGAGAUGGAACCCCCUCCAAAGGUGGCACUGAAGGAGCGGAAUGGAGUGGUGCCUGAGAGUGACUCUCCAGUGAAGAGGCCAGGGAGGAAGGCAGUGCGGGUCCUGAGCAGUGAAGGAGAGGAGGAAGAUGAAGCCCUCAGUGACCCCAAAGGCCAGAAGCCUAUGUCAGACUCCCCACAGGCCUCUCCUGCUAGCCCUGCCACAUGUCCAGAGAACAGCCCUUUUCUCUCCAACAUCCCCAUGGACAUUUCCCAAUCAGGAAUCCCGAAGCGUCGCACAGCUCGGAAGCAGGUCCCCAAAGGGACAAUUCAGGACCACCUGGAAGAGGAGAGUGAGGACAAGGACAGAAAAGCCAAGAAGAGGAAGCAGGAGGAAGAAGCAAAGACCCCACAAGAAGGCCCCACAGAGGCUAAAGUAGCAAAAAUGAAGGAAAAAGAAGAGAGGGAUCAGCUUAUGACACCUCCUGAGCCCCCAAAGCCUCCCAAAACAGACACCCUAAUAAAGACAGAAAGCAUUCCCAUGCCUGACACAGCUGGGAAGCAAGAACGGCAGGAAGAGGAGCAGAGCAAGCCUCCCCCCAAAGGUCCCUGGACUGUCAGCAGCUUCUUCACCCCCCGGAAGCCGGCGGUCAAAGCUAAAGUGAAAGAAGAGUCAGGAAUUCUGAAGAAGGAGGAAGCCAAGGGAACCCAGGACCCGACGAGCUACAAUCCUGCCAAGAACAACUACCAUCCCAUUGAAGACGCCUGCUGGAAACCAGGCCAGAAGGUCCCUUUUCUGGCAGUGGCCCGGACAUUUGAGAAGAUUGAGGAGGUUUCUGCUCGGCUCCGUAUGGUGGAGACACUGAGCAACUUGCUGCGCUCUGUGGUAGCUUUGUCACCUCCAGACCUGCUCCCGGUCCUCUACCUCAGCCUCAAUCGCCUUGGGCCUCCCCAGCAAGGCCUGGAGUUGGGUGUUGGUGAUGGCGUCCUCCUCAAGGCAGUGGCCCAGGCCACAGGUCGGCAGCUGGAGUCCAUCCGGGCUGAGGCAGCUGAGAAGGGUGAUGUGGGGCUGGUGGCCGAGAACAGCCGUAGCACCCAGAGACUCAUGCUGCCACCACCCCCUCUUUCCACCUCUGGGGUCUUCAACAAAUUCCGUGACAUCGCCCGGCUCACUGGUAGCGCUUCCACAGCCAAGAAGAUAGACAUCAUCAAAGGCCUCUUCGUUGCCUGCCGCCACUCAGAAGCCAGGUACAUCGCAAGGUCCCUGAGUGGGCGGCUGCGCCUUGGGCUGGCUGAGCAAUCAGUGCUGGCUGCCCUUGCCCAGGCUGUGAGUCUUACACCUCCAGGACAAGAGUUUCCCCCAGCCAUGGUGGAUGCUGGAAAGGGCAAGACAGCAGAGGUCAGAAAGACGUGGCUAGAGGAGCAGAGCAUGGCCCUGAAGCAGACGUUCUGUGAGGUACCUGACCUAGACCGCAUCGUCCCUCUGCUGCUGGAACACGGCCUGGAGCAGCUCCCCAAACACUGCAGGCUGAGUCCAGGGGUCCCCCUGAAACCUAUGUUGGCCCAUCCCACUCGGGGUGUCAGCGAGGUCCUGAAGCGCUUUGAGGAGGCAGCCUUCACCUGCGAGUACAAAUACGAUGGGCAGAGGGCCCAGAUCCAUGUUCUGGAAGGCGGGGAGGUGAAGAUCUUUAGCAGGAAUCAGGAAGAUAACACAGGAAAGUAUCCUGAUAUCAUCAGCCGCAUCCCCAAGAUUAAACUCCCUUCAGUCACAUCCUUCAUCCUAGACACUGAAGCUGUGGCUUGGGACCGGGAAAAAAAGCAGAUUCAGCCAUUCCAAGUGCUCACCACUCGCAAACGAAAGGAGGUGGAUGCGUCGGAGAUCCAGGUGCAGGUGUGUCUGUAUGCCUUCGACCUAAUCUACCUCAAUGGAGAGUCCCUGGUCCGGAAGCCCCUGUCGCGACGGCGGCAGCUGCUUCGAGAAAACUUUGUGGAAACCGAGGGCGAAUUUGCCUUCGCCACCUCUUUGGACACCAAGGACACAGAGCAGAUCGCCGAGUUCUUGGAGCAGUCUGUGAAAGACUCCUGCGAGGGGCUAAUGGUGAAGACCCUGGACAUCGAUGCCACCUAUGAGAUCGCCAAGAGGUCACACAAUUGGCUCAAGCUGAAAAAGGACUACCUCGAAGGUGUGGGUGACACUCUGGACCUCGUGGUGAUUGGUGCCUACCUGGGCCGAGGGAAGCGCGCUGGCCGGUAUGGGGGCUUCCUGCUGGCUGCCUACGAUGAAGACAGUGAGGAGCUGCAGGCCAUAUGCAAGCUUGGAACUGGCUUUAGUGAUGAGGAGCUGGAGGCACAUCACCAGAGUCUCCAGGCCCUGGUACUGCCCACUCCACGCCCCUAUGUGCGGGUAGAUGGUGCUGUGGCCCCCGACCACUGGCUGGACCCCAGUGCUGUAUGGGAGGUGAAGUGUGCCGACCUCUCCCUCUCCCCCAUCUAUCCCGCUGCCCGGGGCCUGGUGGACAGUGAGAAAGGGAUCUCUCUUCGCUUCCCUCGGUUCAUUCGAGUCCGUGAAGACAAGAAGCCAGAACAGGCUACCACCAGUGCCCAGGUGGCCUGUCUGUACCGGAAGCAAAGUCAGAUCCAGAACCAGCAAGGCGCAGGCUCAGACUCUGACCCUGAAGAUUUCUACUAAGCCUUGCCUCCCUGGGCAGAAGUGGGGGGAGCUGGGGCAGUGAUGGUGUUGCUGUUUGAUGUGUAUGUGAGCCUGUGAUUUAUGCUGGGU
Molecule: messenger RNA, 2931 nt
Organism: Castor canadensis (American beaver)
Lineage: Eukaryota; Metazoa; Chordata; Mammalia; Rodentia; Castoridae
Gene: Lig1
Product: DNA ligase 1
Biological process (GO): DNA repair; lagging strand elongation; DNA recombination
Cellular component (GO): mitochondrion; nucleus
Molecular function (GO): DNA binding; DNA ligase (ATP) activity; ATP binding
Source: RefSeq, a predicted model, not a curated record